This is a messenger RNA of Talaromyces atroroseus, 1314 nucleotides long. RefSeq lists its product as hypothetical. Bases 1 to 1314 code for a protein of 437 amino acids. The record is from RefSeq and is a predicted model, not a curated record. NCBI's taxonomy places the organism in Eukaryota, Fungi, Ascomycota, Eurotiomycetes, Eurotiales, Trichocomaceae. The transcript is spliced from 3 exons.
AUGUCUGAAUCGAUAGACCUUCCAGAUGUGAAUCGUGGCUAUGAACUCUACAUCACUAUUACUGUCUUUACCGUCAUGAUUGUACUCACCACUACCGCACGGGUGAUUAUAAAACUCUAUUUCCGUUAUCGUCUUGGAAUCGAUGACUGGUUCAUCGUACUAGGCACGCUUUUAAACCUCAUGGCGAAUGGCUUCGACUACAAGGCCACCUUAUCUGGGUUCGGCCGGCAUGCCCAGUUCCUCACCGUAGACGAACAAGUCAACGCCAUCAAGUAUUCCCAGUUAGCUGUCGCAGUCGCGAAUUGGGCUAUAUGGGCGGUCAAACUGUCUGUCUGUUUCUUCCUGCUGAGUAUCGUCCGCGACAUAUACCAAUACUACAACUGGGCUGUCUAUGCACUUAUCAGUAUGACCUCAAUCACCGCUUUGGUUGGAUCCAUUCUUUGGGGCACACAGGCGCAUCCGCUUGCUAAGCUGUGGGAUCCUCGUAUCCACGGCACAAGGGCAACUCCGGAGCAUUUUCUGAUUAUUGUUUAUGUUGUGUAUGCCUUUGGAUGCUUUACGGAUGUUUUCUAUGCACUCUCGCCGCUCCAUUUCCUGUGGUCUGCCCGGUUGGACUGGAGAAAGAAACUGCCUAUCAUACUGCUGACAGGCUGUGGUAUUCUCGUCCUCAUCGUGGGAAUUCUGAACAUCAUUUUCGCCCGCGAGUUCCUCGAACAAGAGGACAUCACUUGGGCUCUCAUUAACGAAUUUAUCUGCGACAUCAUCGAGCGCAACUUCUCUGCCUUUGUCGCCAAUCUUCCUGCACUGUGGCUGCUUGUCGUCCAACUCCGAAAACGAGCUUCCUCCUCGUACAGCUCGGGUUCGUCGUUGCCAUACUAUUAUUCGCGCAACAAUGUCAAGAACAAGAAUGCCCUGAAUGAUACUAUGAAUAGCACCAUGACCGAUGCAGAUGUCUAUCUGGAGGUAUCAUCUCAACAUGAGUUAUAUCAGCAUCAGCAGCAUAGUGGAGGAUAUCCGGCUAUCCCUGAGGAGUCUGAUAUUCCUUCAAAGGAGAGCAUUGCUCUUACAAUACAGAAGAAAAGACCAGCAAUUAUUACUAGCCAGGAGGUUGUUCUUUCGGAUGGUGGGUUCACAGAGGCUCCUCAAGGCAGUAGCAGCAGCAAAGAGCAAAUCCAGACUGAAAAUAAUAACAGUAAUAUGCUUUCAUCAAACCAAAUCCGGGUGCAGACGGAUUUUCAGAUUCGUAAAGAGCGAAGAUUGAGUCUUCGAAACAAGCAACACAAGAUGCUAACGGACGCGGGAGGUAGGAUAUGA